UUUUAGAGACUCCCCUAUAUAAACACCAUUCAUGAAUCACACUCUCACUAUCUGGCUUUGGUUUGAUUUCUAGAAAAUGGGUGCACUAGAUUACCUCUCCAACUUUUGCACUGUAACCAGCACUAGGACCAAGCAGAAAGCAAUGCAGACAGCAGAGAUAAAAGUGAGAAUGGACUGCGAUGGUUGCGAAAGAAGAGUGAGAAAUGCAGUGAGUUCAAUAAAAGGAGUGAAAUCUGUGGAGGUGAACAGAAAGGAGAGCAGGGUGGUAGUGAGAGGAUAUGUGGAUCCAAAGAAGGUGCUGAAGAGGGUAAGGAGCACAGGGAAAGUAAGAGCUCAGUUUUGGCCAUAUGUUGAACAGCAUCUGGUCUACCAUCCUUAUGCCCCCGGAGUAUAUGACCGUAGAGCACCCUCCGGUUAUGUUAGAAACGUCUUCCAGCCUUCAUCUCAUGCCCAAGACAACUUUCUCUCCUUUUUCAGCGACGACAACGUAAAUGCAUGUUCCAUCAUGUAAUCAUUUCUCUUGUAUCAAUUAACAUGCUUUUUUCAGUUUAAUUCACAAACCCUCAAGUGCAGUGCCAUGCUAUCUAUAUACACAAA
Messenger RNA from Glycine soja, 597 nucleotides. Its product is annotated as heavy metal-associated isoprenylated plant protein 21-like. Gene Ontology annotation, molecular function: metal ion binding. Bases 77 to 511 code for a protein of 144 amino acids. The transcript is spliced from 2 exons. Lineage: Eukaryota; Viridiplantae; Streptophyta; Magnoliopsida; Fabales; Fabaceae. The record is from RefSeq and is a predicted model, not a curated record.